GUGUGCUCAGAAACUCCAUCUGGACAAGCUCUUCCAUGAUAGCUUCGGUGCAUCGCCAGCGAUAACGAGACAACGGGCUCAUUGUAUUGCUGGCAGUCAAGCGCAACCAUUUCCAUCAUUGUUUGGUCGCCUGCCGACGGAUGCUCUCACGCAUACUCGAGACUCUCUCCUUCGAAAUCCGACGCUUACCUUCAAAGUCAGAUCCUUAAUCCUAGGAACGCGUUGGAAUUGACAGCGCCGCACAGUCUAUUGCAAGGCCCUAGUCAAACUGGCGGCAGCUGCACAGACCCUGCAUCUCGCGGCCCGUAGCCUCAAGAGGCCAACAAGGGAAGACGAACCACUCGACGCAUAAUAAGCCCUUUGACCAGACGAUUUCUUUGCGAUGUCAGGCCCGCGGACAAGAAAGCAGGCCGCCAGGGAGGCUGCCGCCGGCGAGCACGCGCCCACUUCCAACGGUGACAGCGGCGCGAAUGCCCAGGAGCUAUUGGUGAAGAAGGAUGAAUUCGUGGAGAAUGAAAACAUAUUCGCCUUUUGGCCAAAUAUAAUCGGCUACAUCCGGGUCGUGCUCGCGCUCAUCUCCCUCUACUACAUGCCACUGCACCCCCGGACCUGCACGUUGCUGUACAGCAUCUCAUGCCUCCUCGAUGCGCUGGACGGCUACUUGGCGCGGCUCUUUGAGCAGUCGACGCGCUUCGGCGCCGUCCUCGACAUGGUGACGGACCGUUGCACGACGGCGUGCAUGCUGGUGUUCCUGUCCUCGGCGUUUCCCCGCUGGGCCAUUGUGUUCCAGGGCCUUAUCUCGCUCGACUUUGCAAGCCACUACAUCCACAUGUACACAACGCUGGCGAUGGGAGGUUCGGGCCAAAGCCACAAGAAUGUUGACAGGUCGCGAAGCUGGAUUUUGAACCAGUACUACACGAACAAGGUCGUGCUUUUCGUUUUCUGUUUCCUAAACGAAGCUUUCUUCAUUGCUCUGUACCUCCUCUCGUUCUCGAGCCCGCUACUGUCGCCCACCUUGCUGGGACAGGUUCCUCCUGGCGCGGCCGAGGAGAUUCUCAAGGGCAACCGUGAGGUAGAUUCGUCUCUGUUGGGGCAAAUAUUCAAAAACCCCUACAGCGCUGGCGCUUUGGAGCUCGCGCGCGCGAACAAGAUGGACUCCACCAUCCCGUGGAUUGUUGCUAUCGUCAGCUUCCCCGUCAUGUUGGGCAAGCAGUUCAUCAACGUUGUACAAUUUAUCAAGGCCAGCAAAUGGCUGGCAGAGGGUGACUUGGAGGCCAGGAGGGCACAGGGUCUUCCGCGCCCCAAAAAGACGAUAUAAUGUUUUGUGAUAAGGUAGAUCGAGCUCGAUUCGCUUUUGUUGCGUCUGAGAGCAAGGACAACAAGAACACAUUUCAGGUGGAAACUAGAUUAUGUACACUCUAGGAUGGGCUGACAUGAUUUGGAUGGGGUUUCCACAACAUAGAUACUCAAGAGUCUGGAGGGAGCGUUUGAAGGGGGUUGAGGUAAAAGGUACCGGUUACUAGGGCACAUUCGUCCGCUUGCCUGGCGAGUAUGGAGAUGGCAGAAAGCAUCUAUUACAAUGUAUUGAGUGAGCAUUUCAAAAGCCUUGCACGGUAGUUUUAGGUUUUGAACAAGUGGGGAAUGAGAGCAUCAAAGUGCCGGUUCGGCUGACACCAGCGAUACCUGGUGAUAUUGAUAGAACAGACUAGGGCGUUGCUUCCCCACAGCCGAUAUUUGGCGUCUAAUAUACAUGGUACUAUA
Molecule: messenger RNA, 1761 nt
Organism: Pyricularia oryzae 70-15
Lineage: Eukaryota; Fungi; Ascomycota; Sordariomycetes; Magnaporthales; Pyriculariaceae
Product: CDP-diacylglycerol-inositol 3-phosphatidyltransferase PIS
Exons: 4
Coding region: 383-1318 (311 amino acids)
Biological process (GO): phosphatidylinositol biosynthetic process
Cellular component (GO): Golgi apparatus; membrane
Molecular function (GO): CDP-diacylglycerol-inositol 3-phosphatidyltransferase activity
Source: RefSeq, a predicted model, not a curated record